AUGGCGGCCUUUGCCCUGUCAGAUAAGAAAGAGCUUGGGCGGAGGGGCGAAUCCUACCCGUCUCGGACUCCAACGCAGCCCCAUCCUAAGACCCCUAUGCCUUCUAGGGAUGCCAGCCUCCAGGCAGAAGACUCUUCCCAUAGCCAAGCGAAUACAGGCAUCUCUUCCCAGUUUGUGGUGACCCAAGAGAAGGGGCAGGAGAUGGAAGAAGAGGACCCAGGAGGACCUGGGACUGGCGAGGCAGCAAGUAUAGGCCCCCAUCCCAUCCAAUCUGGGAGUGGUAUUGACUUUUGUGAAAGAGCUGGGCCAGAGAUCCUGGCUCAAGACAGCAUAACCUCCGAUGUGGAUUGCCAACGCUUCCAGCUGUUCAGCUACCAUGAGGCUGAUGGGCCCCGAGAGGUUUGCAGCCAGCUCCAUGGACUUUGCAACCAGUGGCUGAAGCCGGAGAGGCACAGCAAGAAGCAGAUGGUGGACCUGGUGAUCCUGGAGCAGUUCCUGACUCUCCUGCCCCAGGAAAUGCAGAGCUGGGUCAGAGGAUGUGGGCCAGAGAGCAGUUCCCAGGCGGUGGCCUUGGCAGAAGGUUUCCUCCUGAGUCAGGCACAGGAGAAGAGGCAGGCAGAACAGGUGAGGGGAUCCCGAUUCUCUCCCGAUCUCAGCUGCUCUUUCUUCCCACAGACGCAUUCCUGCCCCUUCCCCUCAGCUGGGUGCUCGGACAGAGCUCUGGCCUAA
This is a messenger RNA of Heteronotia binoei (common prickly gecko), 729 nucleotides long. Its product is annotated as putative SCAN domain-containing protein SCAND2P. Lineage: Eukaryota; Metazoa; Chordata; Lepidosauria; Squamata; Gekkonidae. The transcript has 2 exons. The coding region runs from base 1 to 729 and encodes 242 amino acids. The record is from RefSeq and is a predicted model, not a curated record.